Molecule: messenger RNA, 540 nt
Organism: Trichophyton rubrum CBS 118892
Lineage: Eukaryota; Fungi; Ascomycota; Eurotiomycetes; Onygenales; Arthrodermataceae
Exons: 2
Coding region: 1-540 (179 amino acids)
Biological process (GO): GPI anchor biosynthetic process
Cellular component (GO): Golgi membrane
Molecular function (GO): glycosyltransferase activity
Source: RefSeq, a predicted model, not a curated record
AUGGCAGAGAUGGGGAAAAGCAUUGGAUCGAUGCACUCUGCCUUCCAACUACUUAAGCUGACGGCUGUUAAAACACUGAUGGCCGCAGCACUUAUCUGGAUGUUCUGGCGGGACCCUCACUCUGCCUUUUUCAACGACAGAGCUGGUGUAUAUGACUUGGGGUAUAGUAUGAGUCGAGAGAGAGAGGCGCACCGCUUCAUUACUAGGAAUAAUGCGCGUGUCGAGCCGCCUGCUUCCGUCAAAGGUGGUGCGGAUCCAUUGUUCUGUGUUGCGUUUGUGACUGUCCGGAGAGAGGCAGAUGACUACUUCGACCCGUCUAUUGGAUCUCUUCUCGUAGGACUUGAUCCACGAGAAAGACGAACACUUCAUCUUCGCAUCCUCUUCGCCGAUACGGACCCGAAGAGACAUCCGAGUUGGGGCCAAAUAUGGGUUGACCGGCUCGCGGAUGUCGCAGAGAGCUACAAUGUCACUGCGAGUCAGUUGGAACAUCUCAAGAAACUGGAAACUGAAAGGAAUUAUUAUGAAAAAGGAGUGUUGUGA